UUUUCAUCAUUUCCUUUCAAAUCUGACAUUAACUCUCCGAGCAUCAAGAGGGAAAAGGCGGAGGAAUCGCCCGAAAUCCUAUACGCGGUGACCGUACAUUAUAUUACCGGUGACCGUACAUCAUGGAGCUGGAGGUCCAGGGUCUGACUGACGCCGUGGACACCGACUUCCUGAUUCUGUACCUGGAGAGCCGGCGUCACUCUGGUGGAGGUCCGGUCUCCUCCUACUCCCGCACCGGGUCACAGGCGCUGGUCACAUUUGAGAACCCUUCUGAUGCAGAGAACGUAUUGUCUAAGGAGGAACAUAUUGUACAGUCUGUCAAUAUCCACGUGAGGCGUCUCCCCCCGUGGGAUCCUGGAAAAGUGGCUCUGUGUGGCCUUCACCCGGAAGCAGAAGAGUGUUUGCUGGAAUUGUAUGUGGAGAAUGUAAGUGGGCGAGAAGACUUCCUCCUGGUGCGGUCCUUGGAUCAGAGGACGGUCCUGGUCGCCUUCCAUCGGCCCCUGAGUGAUGACGAAUUUAACCGUUUGGAGAGAAGCGUUCAGAAGCGGUCCGUACAUGGAUCGUGGCCAUCUGUGCAGCGCGUCCGUCUCUGCGCUGAGGUCUUGGUGGAGAAUGUGGGGAGUAGUAUCUCAAAGGAACUUCUGGAGAUAUAUUUUGAGAGUCACCGAAGUGGAGGUGGCAGAGUAAACUGGUUGACCAUGCUCAGGAACAACUCUACCGCCGUCGUGUCCUUCUCUGAUGUCAGUGUGGCCGCACGAGUUCUGAGUCGGUCGCAUUCACUGCAGGACUGCCAGCUUGCUGUCUCUCCAUACUACCCUACUCUGAUGGGGUCUCCAAGCACAGAGGAGACUGGACCGCAAGAAGGAAACCACAGCGAGGGUCCACAGGGUGAGGAAGGCCGUGGCAAUGAGCUACAGGGGCAGCUGCAGAAUGGGCAGCAGACUGACAUGAGAACAGAGGAUGAGAUUGAGGUUCAGGACUGGCAUGGGGAGGCACGGAGUGAACCUGUCAUUAUGGACCUUUCCAAGGAUCAGGCCCAAGACCUAGCAGUGAAGGACCAGAACAGGGGUCAGCAAAAAGCAGAGAUACCUGAAGGGGUGAUGGCAGCAGCUCCUCCGAUGGUGGCCAUAAGAGACAAGGAGACAAGGGUCAGCAGUGACACAGGCACUUCACUCAGGUCCAUGCAAGAAGCUGAGGUUCUAAUGGACUCAUCGGAGCUUCGAUUCAUGCAAGAAUAUCAACAUGAGCUGCUGGCAGGAAUGGACCAAGUGACCAUUGUCCCACUAGAGGCACAAGACAGAUGUGGAUUUAAGGUUGCUGGAGAUGUGGUCUCCUGUAAGACGGCAGUGGAGCUUCUUUCUCACAUGGUGUCCUCUCUGUCAUCUCGUAUGGUGACAUUACAGUAUCCGGGGGUGUCACUCUUUCUACUGGAAGACGAGGGUCAGCAGGCAGUGCUGGAGAUUGAACAGCAGCAACGGUGCAUCAUCGACAUGUCUCAUCUUAGUUGGAAUGUGGCGGGCAGUAAGCAUGUGGAUCCCUGGAGCUUUGUACAUAUCUCCGACACCUCUCCUGUACAGUCCAUCAUGGCUGAAGAGUUGUCAGAAGCAGCAGGUGCACGGCUUGCUGCAGACAUAGAGGAUAUAAAGGUAUUUGCUUCUCUCCUGGAGAGUUCACAGGAUGAAGACGACAAAGGAGAAACCGUUGAAUGGAACCUAAAACAAGAAGACAAUGAAGUGGAUCUCUAUACAGAUAACUCUGCCAAAAGCCAAGAUGAAGGCUCCUCUAAAAGUGAGGAUGAAGAGCUGGACCAGGCGUGUAAGAUGUCACGAGAUGAGUUUCAGAGCGAACGACUGGAUGAAGAAGCUCAGCUGCUCCUAGCCAUACAGAUGUCCAUGGACACCCAAGGCACAACCAUGGAGGACGAGGACAAGCAGUUACAACAGGCUCUAGAGCUUUCUCUUAGAGAACAAGUCUUGGAGGAAGUAGAAGAAUCUUUACAGAGGGCUCUAGAAAUGUCUCUACAAAAUCCCUGGCCUUAUAAGACAACUCAUGCCCAAGAGCACAUUGAGGUUUCUGGAAAUGAGAUAGAAAAAGCUUUGAACACUGCUCAAAUAAAGGUACUGGCAGAGGACGAGACCAGUCUGGUGGUGGCAUGUGCAACCAUAAGGAAGGCCGUUACCGGAAGGCUAUGCACUGUGACCCUGGAUGGAAUAGACAAUUUCCAGAACAAAGCGGAGAUCUUGUCUGCUCUGGAGAAGAAACACAUGGUGACCAUUACUGUGCAUGAAGGGCAGGCACAGAUACACGGAUUCUUACAAAACCCCCUAAAGUGCCAGGAACAACUGUCCCUGAUCCUGGACGCACUCCCUGCAGGCAGCAGGCCUCAGGCCGGGCCUAUGACUCUGGACCCACUGCAGACAGUAGUCCUUAUCCCUGUGUCCGACUCAUCAGAGGAGUAUAACAGGGUUGUCCAGCAAUUCCUCGACACACUACAUGAGCUGGGAUCCGUCACUCAAGUCCUUCAGGUGCAAAAGGUGCAAAACACUUUACUGUAUAACCAGUACCAGCUGAAAAAGCAGAGCAUGCUGGCGCAGCGCCCCGGAACCCUCAUUGAGCGCACACUUUACCAUGGAACCACAGAAAAUGGCGCCAAAGAAAUCUGUCACCAUGGGUUUAACCGCAGCUUCUGUGGAAAGAACGCCACUUUCUAUGGGCACGGUGUGUACUUUGCUAUUGAGUCUACAAUGUCUGCCAGAGACAAAUAUUCGCCCCCAUCCAGUGCAGGAAACAAGUACAUUUUGGUGGCGCAGGUUCUGACUGGAGAGUUUGCUUUGGGAAAAGAAGACAUGAAAACGCCUCCCAUUAAGCCAGGAACGGUUGGUGAGGUUCCGCAGAGAUACGACAGCUUAGUAGACCAUCUUCAGAGCCCCGCCAUCUUUGUCAUAUUUAAUGAUACACAAGCUUAUCCACAAUACCUUAUUACCUGCCGUAAUAAUAAAGACAGUGGGAAAUAAGCGGAGGCCAAGCAACGCAUCAAGAAGUGGAAGUAACGUAAAGAAUUAUAAUAUUGGGUGAAGAAUGGGGAACAGAUUAUCAAGUGAUGAGCAGGCCGGGAACACGGGCUCAUAUCCUGGGAGGAUCACUGGCUGAUAACGGUCCCGCUGAUGUCAGGACACGAGCCUGUAACCACAGAUUGUCUUGUGCCAGUGGCCACCUAUUUAGUAGGCAACACCUUAGGUCAUAUGGGGCUUUAAAAUGUUUGUCGCGCUUUCAAAAUAAAGCAGAUUAUAGUGCA
This is a messenger RNA of Bufo bufo (common toad), 3295 nucleotides long. It is a transcript of the gene PARP10, whose product is annotated as poly(ADP-ribose) polymerase family member 10. Gene Ontology annotation, molecular function: NAD+ poly-ADP-ribosyltransferase activity; transcription corepressor activity; nucleic acid binding. Gene Ontology annotation, biological process: negative regulation of gene expression. The transcript is spliced from 10 exons. Lineage: Eukaryota; Metazoa; Chordata; Amphibia; Anura; Bufonidae. The record is from RefSeq and is a predicted model, not a curated record. The coding region runs from base 123 to 3014 and encodes 963 amino acids. Gene Ontology annotation, cellular component: nucleus; cytoplasm.